Messenger RNA from Paramuricea clavata, 2014 nucleotides. The record is from the annotation of a GenBank genome assembly. NCBI's taxonomy places the organism in Eukaryota, Metazoa, Cnidaria, Anthozoa, Malacalcyonacea, Plexauridae.
AUGGCCUCUGCUGGCAGUAUGCCUUCAACAGACCAAAGACAAGAUCUGAAAAGCUUACUGGAGUGUUCAAUUUGCCUGGAGACAUUUGACGACCCAAGAACACUGCCUUGUCUGCAUUCGUUUUGUAAAAACUGUUUGGAAAAUUUUGUGGAAGGAAAACCCAAUGAUGAAUUAAACUGCCCUGUGUGCCGUUGGAACUUCACGUUGAACGAAGGUAAAGAUAAUACUUUUGCUUAAAACAUUAUUGAUAAACUAAGGUAUAAUUGUACAUAACAAGGUCUUAAGUUAAGACACAGCAUCAAUCUAAAUAUAUGAAGCAGCCGUGUUGUAUAUAAGAUAUGCGAACACGACCUGAAUUGGAGUGUGUGUUCUUCUUUAAUUAUUGAAUUUAUUACAAGUAUUGUUAGCAUACUAUAUACUAGACUUUCGGGCCUACUCUUAUUAUCAGCAUUUUAUAUAUAUGUAGUGUACGUUAACAGACAGGUAUAUAGAGCCACUAUGUGGAUAUAUCUUUAUACUAUUAAUUCAUAUUAUCAAUUUAUAUAGGAGUGGCAGGAACGAAAAACCACUUUAUUUGUAAUAUGGUGGAAGUGCUGUCUAUACAACAUCAAAACAAAUGUAUACCUUGUUCGCAUUGUGAACAACCAUCCGUGGGUCGUUGCGUAACAUGUGAACUGUUUAUGUGUGAGAAAUGCCUUAAAUUCCACAACGAUUACCCAGGAUUUAAAGACCACGUUGUCUUGACAAUGGAAGAACUAUCGAAGCCAGAGAAUCAAUCGAAGAUUAAAGGAAAAUCAUGUUGCAAAAAACAUCCAAGUAAAAAGUUGAAGCUCUAUUGUGAAACAUGCGAUGAGUUAAUCUGUACGUAUUGUAUGUCCUUUGAACACGUUCGACCUGACCAUGUGUGCUCUCCGCUUGAAGAAAUCGCAGAAAGAAAACGGAAGGAAUUAAAGACAAAGUGUGCAAUUUUACAAAGAACAGUUGCCGAUAAGAACAAAGAAAUUCAAAGUUUGAAAAAAGAUAUUGAAUCGUUGAAUAACAAGUUUGAUAAAGCUCAGCGUCUUACAAACGAAAGGAAAGAACAGUUACUGGGUAGACUUCAAGCAAAAUUGCAGAAAAAAACGAACUUGGUUAUAGAAGACGCACGUCAAAUAUUUGAUCAUAAUACGGGGAUACUAGAACAGAGGAUACACCAAAGAGAAACGUUUGUAAAUCGCGUAAAAGCUUCCACAGACAUGGCUCGUAGUCUGCUCGAAAAUGCGAAUGAUGAAGAAAUUGUUCGUUCUUAUCAAUCUGUUGUUAACAACGACGCAAUUGAGAACGACGUUGAAGAAAAUGAAAAGAAUGAUGAUACUGUUUUAUCUUUAAGUUCUGAUGAAAUUGACACAAUGCUUCUUGCAGAGAUUAAAGAUCUUGUACAGAAUAAAGGUAUCAUGUACAUAGACAUGACUUCUAUAUAAUGGGCGGACCAAGUCAUGCCCAAGGACACUGAACAUACAUAGCACAUACAGCAAAAAUUCUAAAAUACCUAGUAACUAUUGUGAGAAUUUGAUUUUCUAACAGUGCAUGUUUUUCAUACAAAUAUCACAUUUAGGAUUUUGGCACUUACAUGUUAUAUGUUUCUGUUGCAGAUGCUUCGCCACAGCAGGUAGAGAAAGCUGUAACGAGUGAAGAGUUUUGGAACUCGAGUGAAGAAGAAAUGGAGCGUUUUCAGCUUUUGUUCCAGUAUUUCCAGGCAGAUGGUAUUACACCUUACAUGUCUAGAGACACAGUUACUCGAGAUAUGCAGUUUGGUUUUAGUGGUGGCUAUUUCUUAGAUUUCCCCGACAAUUUUCCGAAGAAAAUGCCGACAAUCCGUGCUCCUGAUGGUUCGCGUUAUGAGCUCACUCGUGGGUCCAAUCGUGAUGAAGAUGUUUGUCAAAUGGUGGUACGGAUAGUUGUGGAGUUUCUUCGAAAUCCACCGGCACGUCGUAGAGGCGGACGUACUGGUGGUAGAAGAGGCAAUAAUUACUAA